This is a messenger RNA of Megalopta genalis, 6704 nucleotides long. RefSeq names its product transcription elongation factor Spt6. NCBI's taxonomy places the organism in Eukaryota, Metazoa, Arthropoda, Insecta, Hymenoptera, Halictidae. Gene Ontology annotation, cellular component: transcription elongation factor complex. Gene Ontology annotation, biological process: transcription elongation-coupled chromatin remodeling; nucleosome organization; transcription elongation by RNA polymerase II. Gene Ontology annotation, molecular function: DNA binding; histone binding; nucleosome binding. The record is from RefSeq and is a predicted model, not a curated record.
UCAGUGGAGAUCAGAAUAGAUUCUAAUAUGUUUGUACUAUCUCCAUGAAACGCUUUAGUUUUUAAGAGCUCUAAUUAAAGUAAGAAGGUGGCAAAGAGAGGAGAUCUCACGAAUGCGAUUGGAUGAUUCCAAUGGAUUGUUAAUGGAAUCUAUUAGCAUCGGCCAAUCUCAUUUGGGAUGCCGGGAAGGCCUGCUCAGCAGUAAUAGUGGCAUAUGUAUGCUCUUGACAUGACCUUGACAUAACCAUAUUAUGGUCUAACUGGUCUAAGUCUUAGACACUAAGGUGUUCCCCAUAGACUAGGGAUUUUUUGAAAUACUGUGUUUCUCUUAUUCUGAUAAUUCCCCUAGUAUCGACGAUCGACUCUAUACAUACACACAAAGCACACACACAUCAUACUAGCCAUAGUAUAGCAUAGACAGUAGUCGUCGUUGGUCGUCGUCACUGUCACUCGUGCUCGGGUGAGCUCGGGUUACCCGAGUUGAGUACCAGAGUUGGGUAUAGCGUACAGCUGAAGCAAGUGCGAAACAGGGUAAAGUGCUCGAACCUCGAACUAACUUGACCCCAGAUCCUUAUGUUGUUUGAGUUCGAGUAAAUUCUACCAAUACGGAGUUGAACUUGUUGACGGGGAGAUGGCUGAUUUUCUAGAUUCCGAAGCGGAAGAAAGCGAGGAGGAGGAGGAGUUGGAUGAAAAUGAAAAGAAAAAGUUGAAGAAGAUAAAGGCCGUCGAAGAGAGCGAAGAGGAGGAGGAGGAAGAUGAUGAAGAUCGCUUACGCGAGGAACUUAAGGAUCUGAUAGACGACAAUCCCAUCGAAGAAAGCGAAGGAGAGGACAGCGAUGGAUCUGGUACUUCGAAAAAACGUAAAAAAAGCGACGACGAGGACUUUGAUGAUCGCCUGGAGGACGAGGAUUAUGAUUUGAUAGAAGAAAAUUUAGGUGUUAAAGUUGAAAGGAAACGUUUCAAACGCCUCCGCAGGAUACAAGAUGAGGAAUCUGAAGAAGAACAAGAAAAGGAGGUGGACGAGGAUAGGGAUGCUAUCGCGAAUGAGCUAUUCGAGGGUUCUGGAGACGAAAGAGAAAUUAGUAUGGAAGACGAACGGAGAAGCGAACGGAGCCACAGGCCGGAAGUGGAGACGUUCGACGAGGAAGGAAGCGAAGGGGAGUACACCGACGCGGAUGAUUUUAUUGUCGACGAUGACGGCAGACCGAUCGCCGAGAAACGUAAAAAGAAAAAGCCUAUAUUUUCGGACGCGGCAUUGCAAGAGGCUCAAGAUAUUUUUGGUGUUGAUUUCGAUUACGAUGAGUUCGGUAAGUAUGGCGAGGAGGACUAUGAGGAAGAAGAAGAGGAGGAGGAGGAGGAGGACGAAUACAUGGACGAAGAAGAUGCCGAAAGACCGAGAAGACCAAAGAAACAAUUGAAGAAGAAAACCACAAGAAAGAGUAUCUUCGAAAUUUACGAACCCAGCGAACUGAAACGUGGCCAUUUCACCGACAUGGACAACGAAAUACGCAACACGGAUAUACCUGAAAGAAUGCAGCUCCGUUCGGUUCCUGUUACACCUGUCGCAGAGGGUUCUGAUGAGUUGGAUCUGGAAGCCGAGUGGAUCUAUAAGCAAGCGUUCUGUCGCCCGACAAUCUCUAUUCAAGACGCUCACUUGAACGCCGAGGCCAAAGAGAGAGCUCGAAAGGGACCGCAGACGAUUGGCAAAAUUAAAAAAGCUCUAGACUUUAUGCGGAAUCAACAUUUCGAAAUUCCGUUCAUAUCGUUUUACAGAAAAGAAUACGUUCUGCCGGAGCUGAAUAUCAAUGACCUUUGGAAGGUGUACAAAUUCGACGCGAAAUGGUGUCAGCUGCGCCAGAGGAAGGAUAAUCUAUUGAAAUUGUUCGAAAAGAUGCGAAACCACCAGCUCGACGAGAUCAUGAAAAAUCCCGACGCUCCGUUGGCCGACAACGUACGAGUGAUCAAGGAUGACGACAUAGAACGGCUGAAGAACGUGCAAACCAGCGAGGAAUUGAACGACGUGUACCAUCAUUUCAUGCUCUACUACAGCCAGGAGAUUCCGGCGAUGCAGGAGUCUGUUCGACAAAAAGAGAAAGAGGCGCGACGAGAAGCAAAGCUUCUAAAGCGUAGGCAACAGCUCGCGGAAGCCGAAGAAAACGGCGAGGAUCCGCCUCCGGAGGAAGAACCGGAAGUCGAGCUGGAGGAGGAGCCAGACGAGACUUUGAAACAAGCAGUACGGACUGGCCCGUACUCGAUCUGCAGGCGAGCCGGACUCGAUGGUUUGGCGAAGAAAUUCGGCCUGACGCCGGAACACUUUGCCGAGAAUCUGCGAGACAAUUAUCAACGACACGAGGUGGACCAGGAGCCCACGGAACCGUUGAGCAUCGCGAGCGAGCACUGCAACCAGAUUCUCGGAACGCCGGAAGAGGUGCUGAAGGCCGGGCAGCUGAUGGUGGCGAUACAGUUGGCCCGCGAGCCACUGGUCAGAAAAUGUGUACGGGAAAUGUACAUGGAAAGAGCGAAGAUAUCGGUGAAACCAACGAAAAAGGGGGUCAAGGAGAUCGACGAGAACCAUCCUAUCUACGCUAUGAAGUAUCUGAAGGACAAGCCCGUGCGUGAUCUCGUCGGUGAUCAGUUCUUAAAUCUGAUAAUAGCCGAAGAAGACAAACUGAUCACGAUCUCGUUAAGCGACAGCAUCGAGGGCAACACUAGUAGCAACUAUGUCGAUGAGACGAAGCAGCUCUAUUAUCGGGACGAGUUCAGCAAAAAUGUCCAAGACUGGAACGCUUUGAGAGUCGGCAGCGUGGAGAUGGCGUUGACGCGUAUGGUUAUACCCAGCCUGAAGAAAGAACUUAGAACGAAUCUAAUCGCGGAAGCUAAGGAAUGCGUGAUGAGAGCGUGCUGCCGUAAAAUGUACAAUUGGAUCAAAGUGGCUCCGUUCACCUGCGAGCUGCCGGAAGAGGAGGACGAGGAAUGGGACACCAGCAAAGGACUUCGCGUGAUGGGUUUGGCGUACGUUCCUGAUUACUCUCAGGCCGCGUUCACCUGCCUCAUAGCCCCGGACGGCGAGUGUACCGAUUACCUGAGACUACCGCAUCUGAUGAAACGGAAGAACAGCUACCGGGAAGACGAGAAAGUCAUGAAGGAAGCCGACCUGUUGGCCCUGAGAAAUUUCCUAGCCACGAAGAAGCCACACGUGGUGGUGAUCGGAGGCGAGUCUAGGGAGGCGAUGAUGAUCGCGGCCGACGUUAAGGAAUGCAUUGCGACCCUGGCGGAGGAGGAACAGUUCCCGGCUAUUCAAGUCGAGAUUUGCGACAACGAACUGGCCAAAAUCUAUUCGAACAGUAACAAGGGCGUGUCCGAAUUCCGGGACUAUCCGGAGCUGUUGCGGCAGGCGAUCUCAUUGGCCAGACGAAUGCAAGAUCCUCUGGUCGAGUUCUCUCAACUGUGCACCGCCGACGAGGAGAUCCUCUGUUUGAAGUACCACAGCUUGCAGGAUCAAUUGCCGAAGGACGAGCUCCUCGAAAACCUGUAUCUAGAGUUCGUUAACAGGGUGAACGAGGUCGGUGUCGACGUGAACAAGGCGGUACAGCAAGCCUAUUGUGGGAACCUGGUGCAAUUCGUAUGCGGUCUCGGCCCGAGGAAAGGCCAAGCGUUGAUCAAAAUGCUGAAGCAAACCAACCAAAGGUUAGAGAACAGAACGCAGCUGGUGACCGCUUGUCACAUGGGGCCCAAGGUUUUUAUUAAUUGCGCGGGUUUUAUCAAGAUAGAUACGAAUAGCUUGGGAGACAGCACCGAAGCGUACGUGGAGGUGCUCGAUGGGUCCCGUGUGCAUCCAGAGACCUAUGAAUGGGCGAGGAAAAUGGCUGUCGACGCGCUCGAGUACGAUGACGAGGACGCGAACCCCGCCGGUGCUCUCGAAGAGAUCCUCGAGUCGCCCGAGAGGCUGAAGGACUUGGAUCUCGACGCGUUUGCGGAGGAGCUCGAAAGACAGGGAUUCGGUAACAAGUGCGUCACACUCUACGACAUUAGGGCAGAGCUGAAUUGUCGUUACAAAGAUCUGCGAGUGCCGUAUCAGUCGCCGAGCGCGGAGAGAUUGUUCGAUAUUCUGACCAAGGAGACGCCAGAAACAUUCUAUGUGGGCAAACUGGUCCUGGCAACCGUCGUGGGUAUCAGCCAUAGGAAACCUCAGGGCGAUCAACUCGACCAGGCGAAUCCCGUAAGAAACGACGAGACUGGUCUUUGGCAGUGCCCGUUCUGCUUGAAGAACGACUUCCCCGAGCUCUCCGAGGUCUGGAAUCAUUUUGACGCCGGUGCUUGCCCCGGUAAAGCAACCGGCGUCAGGUUGAGGCUGGACAACGGGAUAUCCGGCUACAUUCACAUUAAGAACUUGUCCGACAGACACGUCGCCAAUCCCGAGGAAAGAGUCAGCAUAGGGCAGAUCAUUCAUUGCCGCAUCAUCAAAAUCGAGGUCGAACGAUUCAGCGUUGAGUGCACCAGCAAGAGUAGCGAUCUAGCAGACAAGAACCAUGAAUGGAGACCGCAACGCGAUCCUUUUUACGACACCGAGACGGAGCAGAAGGACGUCAAGGUCGAGGAGGAUGCGAAGAAGGCGAAACAACGACAAACUUACGUGAAGCGAGUGAUCGUCCAUCCGUCUUUCCACAAUAUCAGUUUCGCGGAAGCAGAGAAAUUGAUGCAGACCAUGAAGCAAGGUGAAGCAAUCGUCAGACCGAGCAGCAAGGGUGCUGACCAUUUGACGGUCACGUGGAAGGUCACCGACGAAGUCUACCAACACAUCGACGUUAGGGAAGAAGGAAAAGAAAAUGCGUUCUCGUUGGGACAAAGCUUAUGGAUCGGGAACGAAGAGUUCGAAGAUCUGGAUGAGAUAAUAGCGAGGCACGUGAACCCGAUGGCCGCGUAUGCCUCAGAGUUGUUGGACUUCAAGUACUACAAACUUACCGUGGAGGGUAUUAAAGACAAGGCCGAGGAAAUACUGAAGGAGCAAAAGAAAGAGAAUCCUGGAGGAAUACCGUACAUAAUAUCCGCUGCCAAGAAUUAUCCUGGUAAAUUCCUAUUAUCCUACUUGCCGCGAACUCGGUGUCGCCACGAGUACGUCACAGUGUCGCCGGAAGGAUUUCGAUUCCGAGGACAAAUGUUCGGUAGAGUGAACGACCUGUUUCGCUGGUUCAAGGAGCAUUUCAGAGAUCCGGUGCCAGGACAAUCGACUCCUAGCACUCCACGUGGUGCAAUGACUUCCAGAACACCUUACCACACUACUCCGGGAGCAGUAAGCGGAAUGAAUCAAGAAGCGAUACAAAGAGUAGCCCAAAAUCUUCCUCAUCACAUGCUACACUCUCUGUCACAAGUGGCAAACCAAACUCCACAUCACUAUCCACCACAUACUCCGGGAACCGCAAGCGUGGCUGGUUACGGUGGUGUUCACACCUACCCGAACACACCAUACACGCCAUCCGGGCAAACGCCAUUCAUGACACCGUACCAGACGCCGCAUCACACUCCACACCAUGGUCAACCGACUCCCAGAUAUGGACAGCAGACGCCUAAUCAUCAACAGGGUCCCUUCGUUCAUCCACCUCCUCCCUCGGUCGCCACUCCAGGUCACCAUAGGUCCACCCCAUCGCACAGACCUACGCCUCCUAUGUCGACACCUGGCGACCCGAUGGAUUGGAAAAAGGCAGCCGAGGCCUGGGCGAGAUUGAAAACUGGCCCCCGAAUGUCCAGCUCGACGCCAAGAUAUGAGGAAUCGAGGAAAACCCCGCGAAACUAUGAAGAAUCCGUCGGUAGAACAACCCCACGAAACAGAACAUCGACGCGCACACCAUCUUACAAAUCUCCACGGGGAACGCCGCAUACUAAUUCUAGUCCUCGGAGUAUGUCUCUCAGCGGAGACGGUACUCCCCUGUACGAUGAAAGCUAACGGAUUAGUUUCUGCUUAAUACUUCAUGCUUUCGAUAAUAUUAUUCGGCCCCGAUAUAAAAAAAAGGUGCAAUACAGAAAAGUCCGCAAGCGAAUUGGAAAUUACAGGGCAUCUUGUCUAAUCGAAGAUUCGAUCGCCCGUAGCUGGUGAGCAUCUAUCGUCUUGUAUAAACAAAAAGAAUGGCGAAGCCAUUUACAAAGUUACUAUACUCAUGAAUAAAUCAUUAUCUUCCCCUGCACAUUUAUAUACUUAGGAGAGUGAUACUGGCUACAUACUAAAAUGGCAUGCUACGUAUAUAUACGUAUAUAUACGCAUAUGUACAUAUAAGGCGUCGUUUGAGUUCUCUGAUUACGUUUAAACGUAUCCAUAAUUGUACGGUUUGAAAAACCGUGAACCCCUUUUAUUAAAAUCUUAUUCGUCACUGUACUAUCGCAUAUCGAUUUACAACUUAGUACCUAUAACACAUUCUCAAUUUUAACUUUACUGACGCUAAGUUAUUGUACAUUUCUUAUGUUACUGGCUUAGGAAUGGAAUAUAUUUCUUACGUGCUUUAUACAAUUGUUAAGUUACAUUAUUGAACAAUAAAAAUAGUCUACACAUUAUUUCAUAUGUUGCAAUAAGCUUUAAUACGUACGUCUCGUUUCCAUUGAAACGAGGCAAAUGCAUUUUACCAUAAAGACGGAAAAUGAUCAAUUUCUAUGAUUAAGAUGUACAGAUUUUUUGUGUAUGUUUUAUUCACGAAAUACAUAUAAAACUUUACAUUA